AUGAAGCAAACACGGAAGAAUUGCACGACUGGCGAUCCCUUACCGAAGUGGAAAUUUAUUCUAUUGUUGAACGUUCAUGGGAUUAUCACAAUCAUUGCUUUGCUCGGGAGUUAUUUCGUGCUUAGAGCGUUUCACAAAUUUCGGAACCUGCGAACUGCCUCCAACAACAUUCUGGUGAGUUUGUCUAUCGCCGACGGCUUACUAGCGAUUCCCUUGAUUCUUGAUAUCAUUCAGUUAUCCCUUAAAUGUACUUGUGGGAAUCCUCCAUGUAUUCUUAAACCAGUAGGCGGAACUAUCACCUUGUUCCUCCUUUCGGUCAUUGUUCUUCAUCUCAGCUUAAUGAGUUCAGAACGUUUCAUCGCCAUCAAGUUCGCUUUAAGAUACCAGGCCAUAGUGACCAAACGUCGAGCACGAAUUGUUUCCAUCGUGAUGUGGCUAUGGGCUCUGGUCGUUAUUGUGGCUGUCCCAAAGGUGCUUCAGAGAGCAACAGGCGAAGAACUAGGCAAAGAUUGCAGAGUGUACAUCAAAUCUUUCCAAGCUGUGUCAAUGUUUCUUGUCCCCCUGUUGAUCAUUUUAUGCUCGUACACCUACAUCUUCAUAGUGUCUUACAAGCAGAGACAACUUGUCAGAGAACAAGGCUGUGACAUUCCAGGAAUGCCCACUGUCAAGUAUCACAUGAAAGGUGCCCGCACUGUGGCUAUUGUUGUAGCGCUGUGUCUACUCAGUGUCAUCCCUAUGCUGGCUGUGACUUUCCUCCAAGUCUUCUUCCGCGAAUUACUCGAAGACUGCUGCGAUCGAAAGCUACUGAAGCAAAUCUUUUACGACGUGGCCAUGUUUGUGAAUGCCAUAUGCAACCCUCUCAUCUACGGAUGGAAAAAUGAGGAAUUUAGAAACGCCUUUCGUAAGAUGCUGAAAUGCUGCUAA
Porites evermanni is the source of this 924-nucleotide messenger RNA. The record is from the annotation of a GenBank genome assembly. NCBI's taxonomy places the organism in Eukaryota, Metazoa, Cnidaria, Anthozoa, Scleractinia, Poritidae.